This is a messenger RNA of Juglans regia (Persian walnut), 1554 nucleotides long. RefSeq lists its product as uncharacterized. Bases 1 to 1554 code for a protein of 517 amino acids. Gene Ontology annotation, molecular function: RNA-DNA hybrid ribonuclease activity; nucleic acid binding. Lineage: Eukaryota; Viridiplantae; Streptophyta; Magnoliopsida; Fagales; Juglandaceae. The record is from RefSeq and is a predicted model, not a curated record. The transcript is spliced from 3 exons.
AUGUUUAGCUCUAAUACAAGUACUCUCAAUCAAAGGGAUAUUUUGCAAGAGGCUGGUGCAAUUAUAUGUGGGGAUUAUGGGAAAUAUCUGGGCCUCCCAACUAUUGUUGGAAGAUCCAAGUAUGGAACGUUUAAGAGCAUAAAAGACAGAAUUUGGAGGAGAAUUCAUAGUUGGAAAAACUCAUUUCUAUCAAGUGCAGGAAGAGAGGUUCUGAUCAAGGCAGUGUUACAGUCUAUCCCUACUUAUACCAUGAAUGUGUUUCAAUUACCAAGGAAGCUGAGCAGUGAGAUUAAUUCUAUGAUAGCAAGGUUCUGGUGGAGUCAUAAAAAGGAAGGCAAAGGUAUUCAUUGGCAGAAUUGGGGUAAAAUGGGGGAAAACAAAAAGGAAAAGUAUUACAGGAAAAGCCAAUUCAUUGAGGCAAAGCUUGGGUAUAAGCCAUCUUUCAUGUGGAGGAGUUUGUUGGAGGCACAAGGUCUGAUCAAAGCUGUUAGAAUUAUAGCUGCUGACUCAAAAGUAAGUUCCCUUGUUCUUGAGGAUAUUCACUGCUGGAAUGAAAGGCUGGUUUGUGAAAUAUUCAGUAGGGAAGAGGCUGCUCAGAUCUGCAGUCUACCUUUGAGUAGGCAUGGUGCGGAUGAUAAAAGCUUUUGGGGCUUCACUAAGGAUGGAAGGUUUUCUGUGAGAAGUGCAUACCACUUAUGCACUGACAUGGAAAAAGUAAGCUAUGGGGAAUGCUCGAUAGGACAGGAACAGAAACAUGUAUGGGAGGGGUUAUGGAGGCUUAAUGUUCCUAACUCUACCAAGCAAUUUGUGUGGAGAGCACUGAAUAAUAUAUUGCCUACAAAGAAGAGCUUGGCCCAGAAGAAUGUGGUUGAGGUUGCCACAUGCCAAACUUGUGGUAUGGAGGAAGAAACAGUAUGUCAUGUCCUAUGGACCUGUCCAGCUACAAGUGAUGUAUGGGCAGAAAGUCAGAGUGGUCUACAGAAGUGGACAUGUGAAGAGAAGGAGUUCUUUUAUAUUUGGGCUGAGAUGCAGUCAAAGUUGCAGAAGACAAAAGUAGAAAAGGUUGCCAUGAUCUUGAAAGGUUUAUGGUUCAGAAGAAAUAGGAUGGUAUUUGAAGGCAAGUUCGAUAGCCCAAGUAAGGUGAUUACUGCUGCUAUAUCAGGUCUCAAGUGUUUUCAAGAAUCUAGACUUGAGGGGAACCAAACCAAGGGGGUAAACAUCCAAAGAAGGAAAGAUACAAAGUGGAAGCCACCAGAUGAAGGUGUAACAAAGGUAAAUUUCGAUGCUGCUAUUGAUAAACUGAAUAACAAAGUUGGGUUGGGUAUAGUAGCAAGGAAUUAUGAGGGAGAGCUUUUAUUCUCAUUAUGUGCCUCAAAGAUGUUUAGUGGAAGUUCAGAUUUGGCUGAAGCUAUUACCUUAUGGAGAGCUAUGGAUCUAGUUGUGGAACUAGAUGGUCGAAAUGUGGUUUUUGAAGGCGAUGUUGAAAGAGUAAUAAAAGGGGUAGCAGGGAAGGGAAUCAUAUGUGCUUCGAUGGCUCAGCUUUUAGAUUGUUGA